Messenger RNA from Sus scrofa (pig), 1257 nucleotides. It is a transcript of the gene FXYD5, whose product is annotated as FXYD domain containing ion transport regulator 5. Lineage: Eukaryota; Metazoa; Chordata; Mammalia; Artiodactyla; Suidae. Gene Ontology annotation, cellular component: membrane. The record is from RefSeq and is a predicted model, not a curated record. Gene Ontology annotation, molecular function: sodium channel regulator activity. Gene Ontology annotation, biological process: regulation of sodium ion transmembrane transporter activity.
CCCCUGGCCACACCCUCCGCCUGGACGCCGCCACCACCGCCGCUGCCCUCGCCGCACGAGGCUGCUGGCUCGGGACCCCCAGCUCUGAAGGUCCGUCGGGGGCCAGCUGGUCAGUGCUUCUCUGCCUCAGGGCUGGCCCUGUGCAGUGGCUGCUCCUGGAAGCCUGGUUUAGUCGGAUGCUUCUUGUUUUCUUUGGGGACCUGGAGAGGAAGAGACAGAGUGACUGCUGGGGACUCCCACUUCUGAGACCCUCCCCCUGGCUUCCGUCUGUCCCCACAGCCAGUGGUCAGCCCCGGCAGGUGUCCUUGAAGCCAGAGGUGCCUGCUCAGGAUGUCGCCCUCUGAUUGCCUGUGUCUCAUCAUCACUGGCCUGAUUCUCCCAGGACUGACAUUGGAGGCCACAAACAUUUCUCUACCAGGUUCAACUACUGAGAACAUUCAUGUCCUGACUCCAGCCCCAGACACAGUCCACCCAGAACUCCAGCCCACCCCUCAGACUUCAACCCUGCAGGCUGAUGACGCGACACCCAACCAGAUGGAGACCCAGACCCAGCAACCUACAGGAAUGGAUGUGCUUCUAACAACAGAUCUGGGGGCGGAUGAGAGCAGGACGCAAGUGGUGUCUCUUGUUUCCCUCCAUGGCUCACUCCUGCUCGCUCUCAUCUUCUGGCCAUUCUCCCUGCUGAUCCCAUCCGAGGCCCCACACCCGCCAAGACACAAGGUCCCACACCCGCCAAGACACAGGGUCCCACACCUGCCAAGACGCGGGGUCCCACACUCGCCAAGACGAGAGCCCCAAGCAAAGACGUCAGGAGGGACUCCGUCCUCGAACCGAAUGGUGCGAGUGAGGACGACCCCUUCUCUUAUGACGAGGACUCCCUCCGGAAACGGGGGCUGUUGGUGGCAGCCGUGCUCUUCAUCACAGGCAUCGUCAUCCUCACCAGUGGCAAAUGUAGGCAGUUGCCCCGACUAUGCCGGAAUCACGGCAGGUGAGUCCAUCGGAAGUGGGGGCUGAAGACCCGACGGGCACCCCGAGACAGCUCCCAGCAGCUCACCAUGCCUGGCCUCCUCCCUCCCCUCACAGAACCUACAGAAUAGUCAGUAAGGCCCAGCCCGAGAGGGAAGACGUGGAUGGAGCCAGGGCGUCCUGAGGCCUCUACUCUCCCAGCUCUGCCUACCCUGCCUGGAUCCCAGGCCUUGAUGCCCAAGUUACCACUUCUGUUCAGACAAGAAGUAAAGCACUGUGGUCUUUGCCCCA